UUCCAGGCAAGAGUACCGGAGUGGGUUGCCAUUGCCUUCUCCGAAUUAAGUCAUUAGUUUAACAAUAUAGUCUCUAGUCAAGGUGAAGGUCAGGAAUUCUUAGCUGCCAUUGUACAGAGAGUGGAGUGUAUCCACUCAGCCCACGUCCUCACAUAAUAUGGCUUAACAUAAAAACAAGGAAUAUGUUUUCUAGUUAGGAAUCUAGAAAUGAUCCUUUUCUGAUUAAAAGGGACUAGUAUGGUUUGAAGUUGGUAUUUCUUCCCCCCUUUCAUUCUUUUCUAUACACGAGUUGCUUAUAGAAAAAAGGACACAGUUGGUGAAAAAUUCUGUGUUGAAAUUGGUAAAACAAUAUUUUUAAUUUCAUUAUUCUUUGUGGUUAUAUAAAAUAGUCUGAAGCCUGGAUGCUAGCUGCCUGUGUGAUACCUCCACAUGGAUAUUUAAUAACCAUUUCUAGCUCAACAUUCUCACCAUAGAGCUCUUGGUUACCCUGCAGCCGUAAGAUCACCACCUCUGCAAGUUGUAGCUAUCUCAGAAAAGGGAUCUCCUGUCUACCUGGUUGUUUAAGCAAAUGUUAUAAGAAUUUAAAAAAAUUCUUUGCAAAAAAAAAAAAAAAAAAAUUCUUUGCUUUCUCUGUCCCCCCAGCCAGUCUGUCAGCAAUUCCUGUUGACAUUACUUCAAAAUGUGUCCCUAAAUCACUAACUUCUCCCCAUCAUUUCUGCUACCUACAUCCAGUCACCAACGUCUCUUCUCUGGAUCAUUGUCCUGGUCUCCUAACCCAUCUUCUUGCCCCCUUAUGAUCUAUUUUCAAGCAGCAAGAACCAUGUUUUUAAAAAUUAUUUCCUUGUUUUAAUUAAUUCAUUUGUUUUCCAUAGCAAUUAGAAUAAGACCUCUUACCCCUUUACCUUGGUUCACAAAGCCCUUUGGACCCAGCCCCUGCUGCUUCUCUGACUGUCCCCCAUAACAGUUCUCUGGACCCCUUGACUUUCUGGUCUUUGAGUAAGACAAUCAAUCAACCUGAAGGCCCUUUCCCAACCAGGAAUGGGCUUUCCUAAUCUUCCCAUAGCUGGCUCCUUCUACUAUUUAGAAAAAAUUCUUCUGAUUAGUCCAACAUAGAGACAUUUCCUGGACACCUGACCACCAGCCCACCAAAACUAGACACCAUUUAUCACAUAAUUCUCUUUUAUCCUAUUUACAUUACCUGGGAGCUGUCACCACCAGUGGCAAAGGCGAUGAGAGAAGAAUCCUCACCUGCUUUUUCAGCAUUGCAUCACCGAGUCUACAGAGGAGGUGCUCAGGAAUGACAUUGCACAAACAACAAUUUUUCAUGUGCUGUGUAAUAGCAACUCGAGAAUCAGUAGGCUAUUUCUGUCUGCUCUCAUUUUAUAGCUGACUGGACUUCAUGAGUAUAAGGUCUCUGGUAUUGUGAGAUCUCCACCAGAUCUACUUGCAGAUGUCUAUAUGGACUUAGACUAUAGAAAACAGUGGGACCAGUAUGUCCAAGAACUCCGUGAAAUAAAAGUCGAUGGAGAAGAAGCAGUCUAUUGGCAAAUGAAAUACCCUUUUCCCAUGUCCAACAGAGAUUGUGUCUAUGUGCGGCAGCGGCGAGAGCUGAACUUUGAAGGGCGGAAGGUCCACGUGAUCCUGGCCCAGAGCAUCUCUGUGCCGUGGUUUUCAGAGAAGUCGGGCAUGAUCCGGGUGAAGCAGUACAAGCAGAGCCUGGCAAUCCAGAGCUAUGACUCUUGGAGGAGUGAAGUUUUCAUGUAUUACUUCAAUAACCCAGGUGGCCAAAUUCCGUUCUGGAUCCUUAACAAUUUCACCAAGAGUGAAAUCCCUGGCUUCCUGAGAGACUUGGAGAAUGCCUGUCUGAAGUACCACAGAGCCGAAGAGAGAGAUUUGUGAGCCUUGUGGCCGUGGAGUGAUGUCCAUAGAAUGAUGUCUGCAAGUGCCACAAACACUGAGACUCAGCCUGCCUCUCUCUUUUCUGUCCUCAGAGGCCCACACGCUCUCCAUCAGCUUGUUCUCAAGUGUGUUUGCCUGAGAUCCACUUCCUUUCCCACUCUCCCCACCUGGGACCCACUGCCUUCUUCCACUGUUGAAUGUGGGUGAUGCUAAGGAAACCUUUGUUUGUUUAUUUUUAAAAAGGGGAGUCCUCUAGGGAGCACAGUCAUUUCAUUAUGCCAUUCUAGGUUGUUGUGGGUGAAGGACUGACACCACCACCUCAGGGCGACUGAUCCCAGUGAGCCGGCUCCUUCCCACACCUGGGUCGUUGCAACUCAGGACAGUGAUCUCCUGUUGCAGUUGCUUUGCCUUCAGAACUGACUCUCAGUGUGCCAAGACCAGAAGACGUAUGUCCAUUGGCCUUAUGCUUUGCUGAUUUGAGAUGAUAAUCCACUAAACCUCUCCCCAUUCCUACUUGGGGAGGAUCAUGAGCUGUUUUGAUUUCAAACCAUUUUGAAAGAUGUCACAGCCUUGACUAUGCAUAUAGUGUGAGACAGUUUUCGUCUCAUCAUCCAUGCCUCAAUUUUUCUUUCCCACAUGCCACUGGGGAAGGCUGCCUGUACCUCUCUAGUUCCAUGUUUUACUGGACAAUGAGGCAUUAAGAUAACUCUGGUGGUUAGAAUUAGCCAACUUGCUCUGCACACAGCAUUGAGAUUAAUUUUCUUUAUGUGUCAUUUCCUUCUAUAACAUUUGGACAUGUUGCAAGAAUAAGUGUUCAUAGCCAGGGAAAUAUGAAUUAGUGGUGUGGUUGACUCUACACCUUUUUUCUCAGGAAUUCUAAAUUAUCUGCCUCUCCCACCAACAGAAGACUUCCCUUUUCCUACUUUUCUUUUGAAUUUUGGAAGGAAAGCUAUUCUGUGGACAAAGGCACAGCCUUAUAAUCUCAGGGAAAAAUUUUAAUCACUUUGUGUGAUGGUACCAAAUCUUGAUUACUGGACAUACAAAUUCAGGAUGUAAUUCCAGAAGCAUGGGAUUUAUUAAAAUGGGAUAACUCAGACUGUGUCUUUUCUCUCUGGAAAAGGAAGUGUGUUGACUAUCAAAUAAAUACACAGUGACUUAUACUUGUCUUGUCUACAGUCU
This is a messenger RNA of Bubalus bubalis (water buffalo), 3078 nucleotides long. RefSeq names its product phosphatidylcholine transfer protein. The record is from RefSeq and is a predicted model, not a curated record. The transcript is spliced from 5 exons. Gene Ontology annotation, molecular function: phosphatidylcholine binding; phosphatidylcholine intramembrane carrier activity. Bases 1459 to 1899 code for a protein of 146 amino acids. Lineage: Eukaryota; Metazoa; Chordata; Mammalia; Artiodactyla; Bovidae.